GGCGUCGCGGGUUCCUGUGCUCGGCGGCCCGGGGCGAGCGGCGACGGCGACAUGGAGAGCGGGGCCUAUGGCGCGGCCAACGCGGGCGGCUCCUUCGAACUGCGGCGCUUCCUGACUCAGCCGCAGGUGGUGGCGCGCGCCGUGUGCAUGGUCUUCGCCUUGAUUGUGUUCUCCUGCAUCUUCGGUGAGGGCUACAGCAACACACACAGUUCGGAUCAGAUGUACUGUGUCUUCAACCGCAACGAGGACGCCUGCCGCUACGGCUCCACCAUUGGGGUGCUGGCCUUUCUGGCCUCAGGCUUCUUCUUCGUAGUUGAUAUCUAUUUCCCCCAGAUCAGCAACGCCACUGACCGCAAGUACCUGGUCAUUGCUGACCUGCUUUUCUCAGCUCUCUGGACCUUCCUGUGGUUUGUUGGUUUCUGCUUCCUUACCAACCAGUGGGCAGCCACCAGGCCUGAAGAUGUGCUGGUGGGAGGUGACUCAGCCCGGGCAGCCAUCACCUUCAGUUUCUUCUCCAUCUUCUCCUGGGGCACACUGGCUUCCCUGGCCUACCAGCGCUACAAGGCUGGAGUGGAUGCCUUCAUCCAGAACUAUGUGGAUCCCACCCCAGACCCCAACACAGCCUAUGCCUCCUACCCCAGCGGAUCGGUGGACAGCUACCAGCAGCCGCCCUUCACCCAGAACGCAGACACCACCGAGGGCUACCAGCCGCCCCCUGUGUACUGAUCGGAGCUGCAGGGCAGGGGAGGAUGCCCGGUUCCCCUGGAUCCUGGCCCCCUGGAGAGCCCUGGCCUUCUGUGCCCAGCAGCACACCCUAAGUCCCUGCACCCAUAGGGCCUUAACAUGCACCCACUCCAGGGCAUUUUGAGGAAGGGUUAGCUAGAAGUUCUCUUGCUGUUUUUCUUCCCCCUUGGUGCUGGGGCUGGAACCUAGGGCCUCCUCACACAUGCUAGGCAGGCGCUCUGCCACUGAGCUACACUCCCAGCUCCUUUUUGCUUUCCAUGAGCCCGGUCUGCUAGUAGCAGCCAGUAGCCCACACUGUGCUCUUCUGACAAGUGCCUUAGUGUCCCCCUCGCCCCAAGGAGCUGAGCCCAGCCCAAGGCUGACAGCCGGCCAUCUGGGCUUUCUGCCAAAGAUGGGGGCCGGGGGCCUCACACGUCUCUCCAGUGCUGGGCUCAGGCUCGCACUCCUCACUCAGGUUUGCCACCUCCACCUCCAUGCCUUCAGCCCCAUGUCGUGCCCUACUCAGGCUGGGCUUGUGCUGUGUCCUCUGGGGCCUGCCACUCUGUGCCAAUCACUUCUGGGCUGGCUCUCACUGCCACAGGUAUGGGGCUGGUGCCCACCCGGGGGACCCAUGGCCCUUCCUUCUUGCUCCCAACCCUGGCAGCAGGGAGGGCCUCUGCCUGACAUAACGCCCAGCUUUAUGUAAAUAUUCUGCAACUUCAGUUACCAAGUGUGAGAGCCACAACCCACAGGCUGUUGGAAUGUGUUAAAAAGCCUCGGGGAGAUGCCCCUUGCCCUUGGAUUCUGCUGGACUGGUUUGGAGAUGGAAUAAAUGUUUUUCUCAGUUUC
Heterocephalus glaber (naked mole-rat) is the source of this 1572-nucleotide messenger RNA. It is a transcript of the gene Syngr2, whose product is annotated as synaptogyrin 2. Lineage: Eukaryota; Metazoa; Chordata; Mammalia; Rodentia; Bathyergidae. Gene Ontology annotation, cellular component: synaptic vesicle membrane; neuromuscular junction. The record is from RefSeq and is a predicted model, not a curated record.